GCAGAAAUCCGGGUUUGGAACUGUAGACGUCCAUGCGGCUCGGCUCCCGGGGACCUUUGCUGCAGCUUCUGCGGUCUGAGACGAGUCCACGCGGUUUAGUCAUUGCUGGAGCUCAUGGCACGGGUAACGAGGAGCGGUUAGUUAAGGAACCUCGGAGCUGCUUCUAAGUAAUCUCUGCUCAGCCAUGUCGCCGGCUCCAGCUGCAGCUCAGGCUUCUGUGUCGAUCUCCCUUUUUGACCUCAGCGCGGAUGCUCCAGUCCUUCAGGGCCUGCGCCUGGUGAGCCACGCUCCUGGGGACGUUCUGGCCCAGACUCUGCGGACUUCCUGUCCAGGUUCAGGGGAGAGAAAAAGCCCAGAAAGAAAACCACUCCAGUGUCCUCUGGAUACUUCAGAGAAGUUGUGUUGUUCAACCUGUGACCAGACCUUCCAGAACCACCAGGAGCAGAGGGAACAUUAUAAGCUUGACUGGCACCGGUUUAACCUAAAGCAGCGUCUUAAGGAUAAGCCUCUCCUGUCUGCCUCGGAAUUUGAACAGCACAGCUCCACAGGAGAUCUUUCCAGCAUCUCAGGAUCGGAAGACUCAGACUCAGCCAGCGAGGAGGAUUUGCAGAUACAGGAUGAGGAGAGGGCUGAGGCUGAGAAGCCUAACCGACCCCGAGGCUUCCAUCCCCAUCGUGUUCUUUUCCAAAAUGCCCAGGGCCAGUUUCUUGAUGCCUAUCGCUGUGUCCUAGGCCCCCGCCAGGUGCCUCCAGAAGAACCAGAACUGCUGCUACAGAACCUGCAGAGUGGAGGGCCCAGAUAUUGUGUGGUGCUCAUGGCCGCUGCUGGCCACUUUGCUGGUGCCGUUUUCCAAGGACGAGAAGUGUUGACACACAAAACCUUUCACCGCUACACAGUGCGGGCCAAGCGGGGCACAGCCCAGGGGCUUCGGGACGCCCGGGGUGCAGCUCCUCGCUCUGCUGGAGCCAACCUGAGGCGCUACAAUGAAGCCACGCUAUAUAAGGAUGUUCGUGACCUGCUGGCAGGACCAGACUGGACUAAGGCACUGGAGGAGGCCGGGACGAUAAUGCUGCGUGCCCCCCGCUCUGGCCGGGCCUUGUUCUUUGGAGGUCGUGAGGCUCCCCUGCAGCGGGGGGACCCCCGACUUUGGGAUAUCCCCCUCCCUACCCGCAGACCCACCUUCCAAGAGCUCCAGCGAGUGCUCCACAAGCUGACCACCUUGCAUGUCCAUGGAGAAGACCCCCGGGCAACAGCCAGGUUGGAUUUACCUCAGACCCGCUGGAAGACAGUGAGAGAAAGGAAGCCUAUCAAGGAAGAAACCAAGGUCCCCAGCGAUGAUAAUGAGGGGCUCGGGCAGAAGGAGGAAGCUCCCAAACAGGGUUCUGAGUCAGAGGGAGAGGAUGGCUCCCAGGUAGAGCUGGAGCUAGUGGAGUUGACACUGGGGACCCUGGAUCUGCGUGAGUUUGAGGUACUGCCCAAGCAGAGGAAGAGGAAAAGGAAUAAGAGGGAGAGGAAACGAGACCUGGAGGCUGGGGCACAAAUGACUCUUCCUCAGCAACCUCCAGAAGAUGAGGCCUUCUCACAGGCAGCCCCUCUGGGGCCUCUCCAGGAGGAGGCCAAGCACCCUGGUCAACCAGAGCUCUGGGAUGUGCUUCUGGCUGCGUGCCGAGCUGGUGAUGUGGGGCUGCUGAAGCCCUGGCUAGCUGCCAGCCCCGUGGACCCUCGAGUUCUGUCUCUGCUCAGUGCCCCAUUGGGCUCCGGUGGCUUCACCCUCCUGCACGCAGCAGCCGCGGCUGGGAGAGGCUCAGUGGUUCACCUGCUGCUGGAUGCAGGUGCGGACCCCACUGUACAGGACUCCCGGAACCGGCCCCCGUAUAUGGUUGCAGCUGAUAAAUCGACACGUAAUGAGUUCCGGAGGUUCAUGGAGAAGCAUCCAGAUGCUUACGAUUACAACAAGGCUCAGGUGCCAGGGCCACUGACAGCAGAAAUGGAAGCCCGGCAGGCCACUCGGAAAAGGGAGCAGAAGGCAGCCCGGCGGCACCGGGAGGAGCAGCAGCGGAAGCGGCAGGAGCAGGACAAGCAGGAGCAAGACGAGCAGAGGCGAUUUGCUGCCCUCAGUGACCGAGAGAAGAGAGCUCUGGCUGCAGAGCGCCGACUAGCUGCCCAGGUGGGAGCCCCCACCCCGCAGAUCCCUGACCCUGCAGUUGGCAACAUACGACGCUGCUGGAGCUGUGGGACGUCCCUCCAAGGCCUCAUUCCCUUUCACUACCUCGACUUCUCUUUCUGCUCCACACGCUGCCUCCAGGAGCAUCGCCGUCGGGCCGGGAAGCCCUCUUCCUGAUCUCUGGCAGCUCCACCUGGGGCCACUGCUAGGCCCUGGGCAGGCACAUUCACACUGGCCUUAGGUUUCUUCUUCCCCACAAAACCGGAGGGCAUUUGGAAGAUCAAGGUGAGGGAUGCUGGGGAAGCAGGGCAAAGAGGGCCACAGAGGUGUGUGGAGCUGGUACUGUCUCCGGAACUUUAAUCACAAUAAAGUUUGGCAAGGAAGCUGCCCUUGUGCUUAGA
Phacochoerus africanus (Common warthog) is the source of this 2565-nucleotide messenger RNA. RefSeq names its product ankyrin repeat and zinc finger peptidyl tRNA hydrolase 1 (gene ANKZF1). Bases 185 to 2341 code for a protein of 718 amino acids. The transcript has 14 exons. NCBI's taxonomy places the organism in Eukaryota, Metazoa, Chordata, Mammalia, Artiodactyla, Suidae. The record is from RefSeq and is a predicted model, not a curated record. Gene Ontology annotation, molecular function: protein binding.